ACCCUUUAACUACCACUUCUGUUUCAUUAUAAAUUCAUUCAUCUGCACAUAAUAAGCAUUAAAACCCAAUUGGUGAAAAAGUUAUUAGGCUCAAUCACUAAUUAGGUCAAUCAAAUGUUAUUUUCCAUGUGGGGGCAUUGGGAUGAUGUAGGAAUGAUUUGGCUAUUUUCUUUUCACCUAAACAUUCAACUUCUUUUUCCCAUCUACCUGAUUGUAUAGCAUCACAAAGGCUUUAUUCCAGCUCAGAAACCUUUCAUCACUCCAUUUUAUUACCAUUUCUAAAAGAAAUAAACUUCUUUUUCUGUAGACAACUAAACAUGCAAUCUUCAACUUUUUUAUUUCUUUUUUUCCUUUAGUCUUCAUGAUCAUCCCUAGCUGACUCAUCCUACAAAAGCUCAGUUGUUUCCUUUUAACCAUAUAUAUAUAUACUCAUUUUGAAUACAUUCAUUCAUCAACCAAAUUCCUACACCUCUUCAACUUUUUUUACAACCUAGAAACAAAAUCCUCAAAGGCAAGAACAAGAUAUAACACUAAAAUGAAUACUUCAUUUCUUCAUGAGCUACUUAAUGGGAUCUCUAUCAGCUCAACAUAUCCGGCUGGGAAGUCCUCAAAGAGAUUCUUGCCCGAUUCUUCUGGAAAAUACUGCAAGUCUAUCACAAAGUCAAAGAAAGGUAAGUUAAAUUCAGUUCUGACUAAGAUGACAGAUACUGUAAAAGGGAAACUGAGGCUGGGAGCAAGAAUUCUUCGGGUUGGCGGAGUAGAGAAAGUGUUUAUGCAACUCUUUAGUGUUACAGAUGGAGAGAAGCUAUUGAAAGCAUCACAGUGUUACUUAUCAACCACAUCAGGUCCUAUAGCUGGCCUCCUCUUCAUAUCCACUCACAAAGUUGCUUUUUGCAGUGAGAAAUCCAUCAAGAUCGCUUCCCCAAAAGGAGAAUUCAUUAGAGUCCAAUAUAAGGUCUGUAUUCCACAUGAAAAGAUAGAGCAUGUCAACCAAAGUCAAAAUAGGAAGAAACCUUCAGAAAAGUACAUAGAAAUAGUCACCGUAGAUGAUUUCGACUUCUGGUUUAUGGGUUUUUUUAAUUACCAGAAAGCUUUAAGAUAUCUCCAACAGGCUAUCUAUGAAUCUCAAAGAGAAAAGUUGUAGAAAUAGUCAAAUCAUUUAUCCUACUGCUUCAUCAAUUAUUUUUUGAAGUUGCAGAGGUUCCAAAUAUAUACAAAUAUUUUACAAAAGCUACUUGUUUCUUAAACUCUUGGUUCCAUGAUCUAACAGAUGUUUCAGUCUAUACAUAAAAGGGUGGCAACAAAUAUGUUUUAAUGCUUAUUUUAGUUAGCAUUAAGUUCUUUUACAUAGAUCAUUAACAUCUGUCUUUCUUUCAAGAGAACAGCAUAUGAUCUCCACUUUUCAUACUGAAUUUUCACUAUCCAAUAAUAAAGACUGCAAAUCUUAUCUUAGAAAAAA
This is a messenger RNA of Lathyrus oleraceus (garden pea), 1459 nucleotides long. RefSeq names its product GEM-like protein 4. NCBI's taxonomy places the organism in Eukaryota, Viridiplantae, Streptophyta, Magnoliopsida, Fabales, Fabaceae. The transcript has 3 exons. Bases 536 to 1144 code for a protein of 202 amino acids. The record is from RefSeq and is a predicted model, not a curated record.